Messenger RNA from Polistes canadensis, 1832 nucleotides. Its product is annotated as eukaryotic translation initiation factor 2-alpha kinase 1-like. The transcript is spliced from 9 exons. Gene Ontology annotation, biological process: protein phosphorylation. NCBI's taxonomy places the organism in Eukaryota, Metazoa, Arthropoda, Insecta, Hymenoptera, Vespidae. The coding region runs from base 122 to 1813 and encodes 563 amino acids. The record is from RefSeq and is a predicted model, not a curated record. Gene Ontology annotation, molecular function: ATP binding; protein kinase activity.
GAAAGUUCUGCUGCAUAAUGCAUUGCAACUUUUUACUAUAGAAUGUUUUCGUUUUUAAAUUAGGUAAAAAUAAUAAUAUUAUUGAAAAAAAUCAUUGUUAAAUAUCUUUUAUUAUUGAAAUAUGGAAAAACAAUCGGAACAAAAUAAUCCUUGGUCUAAUUUAAUGACCAUAAGUAGAUUUGAUCGAGGUAAUAAUAAUAAGACGACUAUUAGAUUGGAUAACAGAACAGAAACACAAGGCAAUAGUAAAUUAGUUCCGUCUGCAACACGACGAGUUUUAAUCGAAUCUUUGAUUAAACAAAUGUGUACCAUGUGGGAAGGCGAUACCGUUAAGAGGGAUAAAUUAUAUUUCAUGAUAUGCAAUAGGCUUCAUGAAACAGGAAUGAUAGAUACUUCUUAUAAUUCCAUGGAAGUGGAAAAUAUACGUAGCCAAUAUGAACAUGCUCUAUAUAAAUUAGUUAUGGUCGCACGUGCUGCUACUGGCUGUGAAACUCCUUUAAAUGUUCCUAAUUGUCUGAUGGCUGAAUGGUCACGAUAUCGUAGAGAAUUUAAGGAAAAAGAAUUUAUCGCAGCUGGUGGAUUCAGUAAUGUAUUCAAAGCAUUACAUCUUUUGGAUGGUAUUGAAUAUGCUGUGAAAAAAAUAGUAGUAAGAUCUGGUCAAGUGAGUACCAUAAAACAACACCUUGAAGAAGUAAAAGUCCUCGCUAAAUUAAAUCAUCCUAACAUAGUUGCUUAUAAGACUGCUUGGAUAGAGCCAACGUUAGUAGCAACAAUUGUUCCAAGUUUGCCUAAUAUUGAGGGCGAAGGAAACAAAAACCAGAUUUUCAAACAUCAAACUAAGAGAUUAUGUGAAAUAAAUUAUUUUAAUAAUAAUAAUCAAUCGAUUUCUGAUAGUAAUAACAGUAAUGAAAACAAUGGAAAUGACACAUCAUUAAAGUCUGACAAAACUGGACAAAAAAUAAUCGAACUAAGUACUGAGGAUAGUUCAGAUAUUGUAUCGUUUAGAAACGAUAGUGAAGAUAGAAAAAGUAAUACUGAUCAUUCGAAAAGUAACGUCAAUAGUACUGAUAUUACUGACUCCACUGAUGCUUCUAGUAAUAGCAAUAGUAAUAAGAAAAUCUCACGAUAUGAUUCACAACGAAUGGAUCAUUGUUUUGCGACUUUAUAUAUUCAAAUGGCACUUUGCGAGAAGACGUUACACCAAUGGUUAAAGGAAAAAGAUGAUCCUUCUUCACAAAUGACAAUUACUACAAUAUUUACGCAAAUUCUUCAAGGAGUAAAUCAUAUACAUUCUAUUGGCAUGGUACAUCACGAUAUAAAGCCAAGCAACAUAUUCAUAACGGCACAUUUCCAAAUUCAAUUAGGAGAUUUUGGUUUGGCUUGCCCAUUGCAAAGAAAAAAUCAUGAUACUAUCAUUGGUACGCGUUUAUAUGCAGCACCCGAACAAUUGAAAGGAGAAUGCAAUCCAAAGAGUGACAUAUAUAGCUUAGGAAUAGUUUUAUUGGAAUUACUGAUUCAUGCAAAAACACAGAUGGAACUUUGUCAUACUAUUGAAGAAUUUAAAAAAGGCCGAGUACCGACGUCACUCACUACAAAUUAUCCACAAUGGACUCAAAUAAUCUGUCAACUAAUUCAAGAAGAUCCUAAUAAAAGGCCAUCGACGGAUAAAUUAUUACUGAAUCUAAGAGAGGAUAAAGAUACAGUAAUAGCACAAUUAAAAGAUGAUAUUGUUGAAAAAAAUAUGACGAUAAAAAAACUGGAAGAACAUAUCGCCGAGCUGCAAGCUUAUAUUACAAAACUUGAGACUCCAUAAAAAUUGUUUAAUUAUAUAA